CGUGGUUUAAGAGGUCUGUGGUUGUUUUUUUUUAUCCGUAACCACUUCAAAAGUUUCGUAAGAAUAAACAAACUUUCCGAAUUUAAGGCUUGAGAUGCCCAGAUCAAGAUAUAUAAUAGUAAAAUGUCGGACUGGUAUUGGAAAGUCAUAGCUAUAAAGGCGGCUUUCAUGUUAACAUGUUUUGCAUCUUAUCUAAGAGCCGAAGAAGAUAAUGUACAGAAACUGCCCUUCUGUAAUCCCCAUAAUAACAUAAACGGUGUUCCCGUCACUAAUGACUUAGUCCUCGUCAGCACUUUGGAUGGAAAGUUAACUGCAUUUUCAACAGAUAAUGGCAUAAAAGCCUGGGCUUUAGAAACACAACCAUUACUAUCCUCUAAUUUACAUCAUGUUGAGUUGACAUCUGGUGGAAAAUGGGUGCGACUAGUGCCGUCCCUACGUGGCACUCUAUACAGCCUUAGCGGGGAAACGAUCGAGCCAUUACCCUUCGACGCGGAACAGCUGCUUUCAGCGUCUUUUAAGUAUUCUGAAGAUUUAGUUAUAGCAGGUGCUCGUGAAACGCUAUGGCUUGGUGUGGACUCCAGUUCUGGCAACAUUAUUUAUGAAUGCGGUUCCAGCGGUUGCAACAGUGAACAACAGACCGCUAGUGCCAACAGAGACGUGUUGGUGUUGAGAAGGCAUUCAAACACUGUACGUGCUCUGGACCCUAGGUCGGGUAGUGAAAAAUGGAACUUCAGCGUGGCAGAACAUCACUUAGCACUGAGUCGGCGAGAAUGUGCUGGUGGUAGUAAGGGUCCCACUAAAGCAGCUGUAGCUAUCGGCGUUGCUAUGCCAGAAGGAGUGGUGGCGGUGAAGAGACCUGGUGACUUUAGGUUGCUAUGGCGACAGAAGUUGGACGCCCCCGUUGCUGGCAUGUGGCGAUUACACGAUGGUUUGUUACAAAGCAUCGACGUAUUAUGGGAAGCGACUCAAUCGCUCAUAGAGGGUAGUGGACCUAUUACACCACCUUCACUUUACAUAGGAGUGCACGAUACACAGCUCUACAUCCAGGAAAGUGUGUUGUACGCGCAGAAAUUAGAAACAGCUGUAGUACAAAAUAAUGUGCCAUGGAAAGUGAGGCACUCUAGACCUCUGUUAGAAAGUGAUGAUAAGGAUACGGCGCUUUCAGUACAAGAGGCGGAAUCUAACACUUUGUCCCUAAUAACACUGUAUGGAAAAACUGAAUAUAGCGGUAACCACGGCUUCUUCUUAUACUUAAAAGAGACUUGCGAUCAAGCGUUACAAGUGACUGAUGAGACGCCCAAUGGUCCUGAUAUAUUGCAACCUAAUGAUAGCGAGGAACAAGACCAUCAUCAUAUACACGUGCACGUCUAUUCGCUCUGGUUCUGGUGGAAAGAGGUCCUUCUGAUAGCUGUUAGCUCUGCAUUGCUAAUGAACCUCAUGUUUUGGCCGAGAUUCUUUGCACCUUUGUUUAGACCGUCUACACCUUUGCCGGUUAGUCAGCAAGAGAACAUAGUAGUGGAGAGGUAUUACGAACGGCCGGUAACCACAGAGUAUUCGGGGCGAUACGAGAAUGACUUCACUCCGUUACGAUGUCUCGGUCGGGGCGGUUUCGGCGUUGUCUUCGAAGCCAGAAACAAUAUAGACCAUUGUUCGUACGCCGUCAAAAGAAUUACACUACCUAGAAAGGAGUCGAAGAGAGAGCGCGUAUUACGUGAAGUGCGAGCUCUGGCUAAAUUAGAACAUGAAAACAUAGUGAGAUAUUUCAACGCGUGGCUCGAAGAACCACCACCGCUUUGGCAACAGCAACGUGACGCUAUUUGGAUCAGAGAGUUAGACGCGGCCGGUGUAUCAUACGUGUCAGAUGAAUACACGGCUACAUCGCCCCCUCCGAAGUCAGUGCACAACAGUACAAGUGUUACACUCGAUCUACAGAAAUGCGACGAGUGUAUCGACACCUUUGAUUUAGAGAAACAGUUGGCCGCUGAGAAAUCUAAGAGACAAAGAUCGCUGAGCUGCAACGAUUCAUUCAGCAUAGUGUUCGAUGAAAACGCAUCAAAUGACAAUCCAGCGUCACAUAAAACCUCAUCUGAUCUCUCCCAUCAGUUUAAUAGCAACUUAAGUUUAUCAAAGAACUUGAGCGAUUUGCCGAAUCACACAUUGUCUAAACAAAAGAGUGAUAAUGACGACUCGUUCAUUGUAUUCGCUCACUCGGAAGAUCAAUCUGGACAGAGUGUGUCUGAACCAACAAAUGAUAUGUCCAUUGAUAAAAGGCUGGAGAGGGUCAAAGAAAUCGAUGGUGUUACAAAGACUGACAGUUCUAAACCAAAUAGGAAGAAGAAACAGAAAGGCCACCGCCGCCACUGGUCGCUAGAUAUGUGCGUGCGUGAAGAGCCUGUCGAUACCAAGAUGUACCUGUAUAUUCAGAUGCAACUCUGUCGUCGUGACAGUUUGCAUGAUUGGCUGAGGCAUAACCGAACUCCAGCCGCUAGAGGGGACAAGGUGAAGAUACUCUUCAGUCAGAUAGUGUCAGCAGUCGAGUACGUUCAUCUGGCGGGUCUAAUCCACCGCGACUUGAAACCUAGCAACAUAUUCUUCGCUCCAGACGGGCGCGUGAAGGUUGGAGACUUCGGUCUGGUCACAGCUAUGACUGAUGGAUCUCAAGAUGGGGAGGCGACUAACGAAAUUGAUGCCACCGCACGACAUACUUAUAGAGUCGGUACACAUUUAUAUAUGUCCCCGGAACAGCUGUUAGGCCGUGCCUACAGCUACAAAGUUGACAUAUAUUCAUUGGGUUUGAUAUUGUACGAGCUGUUGCAUCCGUUCGAUACUGAGUCGGAACGAGUUGCCUGUCUGAUGCGUGCGCGCAACUCUCAUUACCCACAGAACUUCACCGAGAAACACCCGCAAGAGACGGAGGUUUUGAAGAUGAUGUUAAGCGAAGAUCCCACUCAACGCCCGACCGCCAUGGGGGUGAAAGCUCGCGCACCCCUCUUCCAAGAAACAGAUGAAAGAUGGCAUUUCACUCUACCAGCAUUAGUCUCCUGAAUAACGUAAGUUUAUUUAUAUAAUUUGUGGUAACUGAUUGAGUGGUAUCUUUUAGAAUACUAACAAAGUAUAUGAUAUUGUUUAGAUAUUUUAUAAAUAAAGCAAGAGAAAUAAAUUACACGUGUAUUACAUUGUAUGUGUUUUGUUUCAUAUCAGUUAAUUAUUGGUAUUCAGUUGUAAUAUUUUGGAGAAAAAAACUUAAUUUUAAAGUCCAUAAAUUGUGCCACCUCCAUUUCGUAAACGUUGAUUCGUUUGUAUUUAAAAUUGUUCUUUUAUUACAAUAAAAUAUAGUGUACAAAAUUAAUUGUUUUAAAGAAUAUCAAUAGAUAUCAUCAACAAGCGUUCUAUGACAGCCGACGACAUUUUUGUUAUUACAUAGAUAAUUUUAUGAUUAUUUCAAUUACCAGUGAUGUAAUGACCAGUGUUAUGUUACGUCGUGCUGUGACCAUCCUUUGCACAGCUUUAUUAGGUUACAAUUUUGUAAAUUAUAAUGUAUUUAAGGCUAUGGGUUUUAUAACAAAGAACAGAGACAGUAUGUUUUCCUUUUUUGAGCGUAAUUCAUGUUUCUCGAAAUUUGUUUUUUUUUUAAUGGCAACACAGUUUAUUAGUCGUGUAUUGAGUUCUGUCGUAUGUAACUUUUUACUUGUAAGUGAUUAAGUGUUAUUAUCCAUCGAGGAUACGUAUAUAUAACUUAACUUCUAGGCCUCAAACGUAUACUUUUUUAUUCACCAAAAGGAGAAUAUCUUACUCCUCUUGGUUAAUAAAUAAUUUUACUGUUUUAGUUUUCCCACUAAAGUUUAGCUUAUAUGAUAAAAGUCACUUUUCAUUCAAUGGCGUAACUAUACCGUAAUAAAUAAAUAAAUGUCAGGAUUAAGGAGGUAAAGUAAUAAUAAAUGUCAGGAUUAAGGAGUCUCCUCUGACCGGGGGCCCCUUAUAGCUGAAGGCCCGUGGCAUUUUGUCGACUUGCCAUGCAGUUUACGCCAUUUGUAGUUACGCCACUGUUUUCAUUUCAACACGAUAAGAUUUUGAUUGGAUUCUUUGAUUGUAUGUAAGAUCAGGAAAUAUUCUAUCUUAUAACAAUAAAUAUACUAUAAAUGUUGAAAAAAAAAAUCAAUUAACAUGUUCUAUAAAUUAUUGAUGACUAGCUCGUUAUAAGUGUUGUUGUUAAAAAGACAAAAAAAAUACAGUUUCCAUAAAAAAUUGUGUGGGUAAUUUUUGUUUUCAUUUCUGAUCACUGAAAUUUUUAGAAAUUUUUUUUUCUUCUCUGUCAAAGUUAAUUUAAUGAGACAAUAAAUUAACAGUGUAUUUUUUUUAAAUGCAGUCUUAAUGCAUCUAAAUAUUUCGAGGCUUGGAACAAAAAUAUAGUGGACUAUUUGUAUUUUGAAUUUUAGAAUAUUUAGUAUGCAUUUAUAAUUAAAGGUCGGUGUAUAUCGGUGAAAAUGCGAUUGACUUACAAUUAAUAUAGUAUGACAUUCAACGGAGACACAUGCAGACUCGACGGAAAUUCCGUCGAUAACUAACUCAUAUUUCCGUCGAUUAUUAACUCAUAUUUCUGUCGAUUACUAACGCAUAUUUCUGUUGAUUACUAAUGCAUACUUCCGAGUAAAACUUAUCAGAUCUUCAGUCGGGUUUGCACCGACCCUGCGUUAGGUAGUAGCUAUAAAUUGCAAAAGACAGCUUUAUUUGUCUUGAGAAAAUGUGCGAUAUGAUGAUUAAUAUUUUUUUUAUGUAUUUUAUUGGAAACUACCUGUGUACUUUUUGAUCAUGUAGUAAAAAGAAUUAAGACAAUAUUGAUAUGUCAUAGUGUAUUUGUUUAUAAGCAAUAUAGUAGAUUUAUUUCAUGAAUUUGUAAGACUGUAAGAAGGUAUUUUAUGCUGGUGUCUAAAGCAUACUUCUAGUUUAGACUUCACUUAUUAAAUUAGUCACCUUAUUAUUAGUACAUUAUGUAUAAGGAUUUAGUGUUUGAUAUAAGAAUAAUAAUGAUAACUGUUAAUAGCUUUAUGGGACGAAUAAAAGAUUAAAUAAAUUUU
Diatraea saccharalis (sugarcane borer) is the source of this 5075-nucleotide messenger RNA. NCBI's taxonomy places the organism in Eukaryota, Metazoa, Arthropoda, Insecta, Lepidoptera, Crambidae. The record is from the annotation of a GenBank genome assembly.